Harmonia axyridis is the source of this 1296-nucleotide messenger RNA. Its product is annotated as pre-mRNA-splicing factor CWC22-like. The coding region runs from base 1 to 1296 and encodes 431 amino acids. The record is from RefSeq and is a predicted model, not a curated record. Gene Ontology annotation, cellular component: nucleolus. Gene Ontology annotation, biological process: ribosomal small subunit biogenesis. Gene Ontology annotation, molecular function: RNA binding. The transcript has 7 exons. NCBI's taxonomy places the organism in Eukaryota, Metazoa, Arthropoda, Insecta, Coleoptera, Coccinellidae.
AUGGAAAAGCUGAUGGGAGACUCCAAGAAAUCUACACCACUAGAUCAUACAAAAACGGUGAUCAACUUGUUGAGCAAGACUCUCAGCGAUAACGAAAAAUACCUUCUCAACAAGGGUCUAAAGUUCUUCAUAGCAACUAAAAGUGUUUCAAUAACUGAGGUUAUGUUGGCGGCGGUGGAAACUGCGCAGAAAAAAAUAUGGCAAGUGUUUAGCGACGCCCUCAUAAAAUCCGCUGAAAAAAUAUGUGGAACAAGAAAAAUUAUGAGGAAAAGAAAACUAACGAACUGGUGGUCCGAAAGUAUCAAGACGGAAAUACAGAACGAGAAAAAACUAUGCAAAACUUAUUUGAAGGCGAUAAAUUUGAAAGCAUUUGAAGAUUACAAAAGACAGAGGAUAAAAGUAAAAGAGUUGAUACAAGAGGGAAAAAUAAAGAGUUGGCAGGAAUUCGAUGAGGAAAAGGUACUACAAAGAUCGAAGGAAUACUUCGAGGAAUUACUGGGAAAACAAGAUGAUACAGACAAUAUAUCGGAGGAUAAUGAAAGUGAGCUGGGGAUCCAAGAAGAGCAAGAACCUACGAUAACCAAGGAAGAGUUGAUUCAGGCACUUUAUAAAAUGAAACUAGGUGAAUCUCCAAGAAAAGAUAGAAUAAGCGCAGAAAUGCUGGAAAAACUGCUCGAAAUGGCUAGGAAAAUGAGAAUGAACACAGACACCAGAAGGGAUAUAUUCUAUAUUAUUGUGUCGGCAGAUGAUUAUGAGGAUGCUUUUGAGAAAUUGAUGCAUUUGGGUUUGACUAAGAAUCAAGAAAGAGAAUUUAUUCAUGUUAUUUUGCACUGUUGCGUGAGGGAAAAUCCUUACAAUCCUUAUUACGCUUACUUGGCACAGAUGUUCUGCAAGCAUGAUAGAAAGCAUAUGCUAACUCUGAAAUUCUCGAUUUGGGAUAAAUUGAAGGCAAAUGAAAAACAGAAACCAACUUGUAUGUCUUCACUGGCAGGACUUAUGACACAUCGGUUCUUAAAUAAAGGACUACCCAUCUCAACCUUGAAGGUGAUCGAAUUUACACAAAUAGAUAAUACAACAACAAGGUUCUUGAGGCAAAUUUUCUUGGGUAUCUUGAACCAUAAUAACACCGAAGCCUGCCUUGGUGUUUUCAAGAAUGUGGCACAGUCUGAUAAACUUAAAAUGUUCAGAGAAAGCUUAAGGCUUUUCCUUCAAAUUUUUGUACGUAAAAAUUUCAACAUUUCUCUUUGUUUCUCAUCAAUUUGUUCCUAUUUCAAAUUUUUGUACGUAAAAAUUUGA